CAAAUAGGAUAUUCCAAAGAAAACCUCGAAAGAAAAAGUGACCACACCACCAGACCCUGGUCACCAUGGCUAUGUUCGACGGCGGCCACGACCAACUCGCCGGCGUGGUGGUGGCCACCUCCCGCCGUCGGAUCCGCCACAAGGCGUACCGAGGUGAGGUCGCGCCGCGCCACCAGGCGGCGUAACGUGACGACCCGAGGGAGGCCGGGUUCAGGGUCGCGCCCACUGUGCUGGCGCGGCGGAGGCGCUGCCACCCCGUCGCCGUCGGCUCCUGCGCCCAGGGCCAUGGGAGCUCGAGUAAGCGCUUGCUCAGUUCCAUUUUCUGCCUGGUGUACAUUUGAUUUCGACGGCGUGCAUCAGCCAUACGGGAAAAAAAUGUACUGCAUCCAUUGAUUAGGUGUGGAUUAGAUAUCCGUAUCCCCGUCGGCUCCUGCGCCUAGGGCUAGGGGAGCGCCCGUAAGCGCCUGUCCAGUUCCAUCUUCUACUUGUUCUAUGCCUGAUUUCGACGAAGUGCAUGAGCCAUGAGUGGAUCAAUCUUGGUCAUCCUGAGUGCUACCGUCUGAACUUCGGUUCUGAAUUCAGCAACCUUUCACCACCAUGUGCGUCCAUGCAUUCUCACUAUUUCUCCGUCUGAGUCGUAUGUAUUUUUCUUUUGCCGAAUCAGACACCCGACCGAGUCGAUGUCUCUAUUUGGCAUGUGCGGAAUUUGCCUAACCGACACCCAAAUCUGCGUCAGAUUCCAACACUAUUCUACAAAUGGCGACUGUACAACACUACAGACGUCCAAUAUACGGACCACAGGUAGACAGGGGGUGAUGCCGCAACUAGAACAGAAAAGGUUCUACAUUAAUCUUACACAUUGUUCCCCAUCGAACAAUGUUUUCUGUCAAGUGCUUAAAGAUCUUUUUAUUCAAGUAUAGGUCUUUACAAAGGACAGAAAGUUUACAACCAUUCAUUACUUGUGGCCGGAAAAUAUCCCCGGCCCGUUGUCUAAUUAAUAGAACAAAUUUGAGAGUAGGACAAAUUCGAGAGUUGCACUGAAAGAAGUGGAGCUACUCAUGAAGAUAUCUUAACAUCUCAACAUCCUUAAACAAUUUAUUACCCAAGGCCUUACCACGUGCCUUAACAGGUAGUAUUUGUGUAUAUAUAGACCAACCAGCAUGCCUCCAAUCCAUUCAUUACCAAAGGAAAAAAAAUGCUCAGCAAAAAUGGCGCCCAUCCAGGAUAAGCAUAGCUCCCAGGAGUUGCUCCAGGCUCAAGUUGAUCUUUGGCACCACGCAUUGGGAUUUGUCAAGUCCAUGGCACUCAAAUGUGCAAUGGAAUUGCAAAUCCCCAACACCAUCCAACACCAUGGUGGGUCUAUGACCCCUUCGGAGUUGGCCAUGAAGAUCGGACUCCAUCCGUCUAAGCUUCCCCGCUUACGACGACUCAUGCGUGUGCUCACCGUAUCAGGCAUCUUUGUUGUCCGUGAACCAGCCUCGCCAGACAAGGAGGUUGUUUACGGGCUUACCCCUACCACACGUCUCCUUGUUAGUGACAAAGCUAACUCAAACUUAUUUCCCAUUCUGUCUUUGAUGCUUGAUUCAACUGUCAUUUCCCCUUUCCUUGGCAUGCACUCAUGGUUUCUAGAUGAGUGCACCACGUCCCUGUUCAAAAAGGCUCAUGGCCUAAAUACUUACAACCAGCUAAUCAACAACGUAAUGGUUUCUGAUAGCAACUUUCUCAUGGACAUCAUCUUGAGGGAGUGUGGUGAUGUAUUUCUUGGCAUAAACUCGCUUAUUGAUGUCGCUGGAGGUCAUGGCGGAGCUGCCAAGGCAAUUACGAAGGCAUUCCCGCAAAUGAAAUGCAGUGUGUUGGAUCUCCCUCAUGUGGUUGCAGAAGCUCCUGCUGAUGACCAUGUGUCGUUUAUUGCUGGCGAUAUGUUUAAGCACAUCCCGCCAGCGAAUGCCCUUUUCCUAAAGUCUGUUUUUCAUGAUUGGGGCGAUGAAGACUGUGUUAAGAUAUUGAAAAAAUGCAAGGAAGCUAUCCCUCCCAGAGAUGCUGGUGGAAAGGUGAUAAUUAUUGAUAUGGUGGUUGGACCUGGGCCAAAUGAGAAUGUAACAAGAGAGACACAGGUUUUGUUUGAUCUCUUUAUCAUGUGUUUUGAAGGGAUCGAGCGAGAGGAAUUCAAGUGGAAAAAUAUAUUCAUGGAAGUUGGGUUCAGCAACUACAAAAUUAUAGCAGUCAUGGGUGUUAGAUCUGUUAUUGAGCUCUACCCUUGAAUACUCUAUGAAAAAACUACCAUCUAUAGCCGGGUGUUUAUUAAUAUUUUGCUCAUGAGACAACGGUUAAUAUUAAGAUGAUGUGCCUAUGUUUCA
Messenger RNA from Triticum aestivum (bread wheat), 2357 nucleotides. RefSeq names its product acetylserotonin O-methyltransferase 1. The record is from RefSeq and is a predicted model, not a curated record. The transcript is spliced from 2 exons. The coding region runs from base 1161 to 2261 and encodes 366 amino acids. Gene Ontology annotation, molecular function: protein dimerization activity; O-methyltransferase activity. NCBI's taxonomy places the organism in Eukaryota, Viridiplantae, Streptophyta, Magnoliopsida, Poales, Poaceae.